Messenger RNA from Ipomoea triloba (trilobed morning glory), 2545 nucleotides. Its product is annotated as protein SIEVE ELEMENT OCCLUSION B-like. The transcript has 8 exons. NCBI's taxonomy places the organism in Eukaryota, Viridiplantae, Streptophyta, Magnoliopsida, Solanales, Convolvulaceae. Bases 401 to 2209 code for a protein of 602 amino acids. Gene Ontology annotation, biological process: phloem development. The record is from RefSeq and is a predicted model, not a curated record.
AUUAUUUUUUUUAAACCACUCUAAUCUUGUCCGUCUUCCAAGAUGGCGUGAGAUGUUCAAUCGCUCAAGCUGUCAGGUCUGUAUCUCUAACUCUGCAAUAGAUCGCCGCCGGAUCAGAAAGUUAUGUUGGCGGGGCGAGGGAUAGAGAAAAAGCGGCGGCGCUUAUGUGCGGGGAAAUGUCGCAACGCGCAAUGUUCGUCGUUUGGCAGAGAGCAGCGGCUUUGUCCUUGUUGCUGGCUCCAAAUUCAUAUUUGGUUCACUAGGGAAUUAGAAAUCCAGAGAACAUUUCUGGCAUUAUAUUGCUUGGUUGGUUGACUAUCUGUUCCGAUGUAAGAGUUUCCAGUAAAUGUAAGCUGAGAGCAGUGAUCAUCCGUAGCUCAAAAGCGGAGCGUAUGUAUGUAUGGAUUUGGAGGAAAGGCCAAAGUUCCAAUAUGAAGUCAUUGGGAAGAUGCACCAAAAUUUUGCAUCCAAAAUAAAUGUCAUUUCAUCUGAGAUAUUGGGAAGCUGUAACAGGAAUCAAGACACAAACGAAAUAGUGCUCUCCAUGUUUGGUGCUCUUUCAACUUUGAAAUGGAUUGCAAAGGGAGUAGUUGCCUUAGCAGCUUUUGCCAUCAAUUAUGGAGAAUUUCGGCUUCUUGUCGAGCAACACUCCUCAGAUUCUACAGCCAAAUUGCUAUCAUUACUUGAGAACGUGCCGGCAGACUUUUUUGAAGAGGAUCUCUAUAUCAACAUUGCCAAACUAGCCAAGGCUGCAAUGGAUCUGAUUAAGUACCUUUGGAGGGUGAAGUACUUGUAUGUUAAUCACAUUAGUUCUAAAACACCAAUAGAAGAUCUGGACGCAAAACUUCAUAUUGCUAUCUAUUGGAUAAUUCAGAGUAUUGUGAUUUGCCAAUCCAUUAUCACAAACCUUGCCAGCACAGGAUACGAGAGCAUAUCUUCUACCGCAGAGCAGUGGGAGCUAUAUUAUCUAACGGAGAAAGUGACUGAGCUUCACCAACAAAUUGAAAAAGAAACAUCUGAAAAGCUAUGGAGGCUUUUCCCCCAGAAGAAUAUCACCAUUCUAACAGAUGUGAUCUGCUGUGAGGACCAUAUGCCCGUGCCACUUAUUGAUGGUGACACUAAAAUUCCACAAAAAGUUGAUAUGUUGAAGAAUAAACCAGUGCUGCUAUAUAUUUCAAACCUUGAUCCACUUGAUGAUGAAAUUGAAACUGUGAAACGGGUACAUGCUGCACGUAAAGAUGAGUUCCAAUUUGUCUGGUUGCCAGUCUUUGAUAAAUCCGAAGAUUGGAAUGAGCAAACAUAUGAAACGAAACGAAAAUUAAUGCCAUGGCUUGUUGUACGGAAGCCUCAAUUGCUAGAUGGGACCAUUGUUAAAUUCAUUGAGAAUGGUUGGGAGUUCAAGAAGAGAUCAAUAAUUGUUGCAUUUGAUAGAUAUGGCAACAUUGUGAACAAAAAUGCAUUACCUAUGAUUCUCAUUUGGGGAAGCAAGGGGGCUUAUCCUUUCACUGAUGACAAGGAGACAGAGCUCUGGAAAUCUCAGACAUGGAGUUUAAAGUUACUGCUCCCCCUCCCUGAAUUUACAUCAGAAACUAAAGAUCAUGAAAAGAUCACUCAGUUGGAUCAAUGGAUUAAAGAUGAGAAGAAUUACAUAUGCAUGUAUGGCGGAAAAGACAUAGAAUGGAUCAAGAGAUUCGAGGCCAGAGUGGGAGCUAUUGCAAAUGAUUUGAGUAUUCCCCCUGAUAAUAUGAAGAUGCUUAACCUAGACAGCUUGAGUGUGGCUUGGAUAACAUGGGCGAGGAUUGAGGCAAUAUUUGUUUCUCGUUCCAAACAAGUAAAUGAACAAAGUGAUGAUCCAAUCAAAGAGGGAGCCCUGACAAUGUGUAGCUUCCACUGGAGUCGUCGUGGCUGGGCAAUCAUCAGUGAAUGCUCAAGUAAUUCAAUGGCCAAAGCGUUGGGCAACGUUAUGCUUAACUGCUUGAAUAAGUGCAAACCUGAAGAGUGGAAAAAGAAUGGCCUUGUGAAGUCUUUGAAUGCUUGUAUAUCAAAGAGUUGCGAGACCUUACAUUUCCUGCCAACAUUUCCGGAGAUACCCAAAAUGAGAGUUUGCUCCCAAAGUAUCUGUGGUCGUCCAAUGAGGAAAUCCGUCACCUUCCAUUGCUUGGGUGAUAAAAAAACACAGAGUACCACUGAUCCAACGGCAAAGACCUGAGGCGGUCCACUGAUCCAUAAAAAGGGAGGGGUGCUUCUUCAGGUACCAUUAACCCCAAAUUUCCACUCAUCAAUUCUCUUGUAGAAUCUCAAUCUUGAAUGCCCCUGUUUGUACUCUGAGACUCCCAAGUCCUAAACUAAAUCUUCAACACUAUUUCUUCAUUUGUUUUAUAAUUAGUGUGUGAAUUUCCUUCAGUGGUGUUUUGUUUUGGAUGACACAUGAUUAUCAUAACUUGUGUGUAUUUAUUUCUCGAUUUCAUAUGAUGAUAUUCCUCAUCAUAAGCACCAUAUGUAUAAAUAGUGUUUUGGUGAUGGAGCAUGCCAUCUGUUACUAUAA